Messenger RNA from Cladocopium goreaui, 474 nucleotides. Lineage: Eukaryota; Dinophyceae; Suessiales; Symbiodiniaceae. The record is from the annotation of a GenBank genome assembly.
AUGGGGCCCUGGCAAGAUGCCUGGGAAGCUGCGCACUGGAACUUGGGUGUGCCGCUGCAGGAGACCCCGGGCUGUCGCUGUGGUGGUCCAUGGAGUGACUUUCAGCACCUGCUGAACUUCACCUUGGCACAUGCGCCGGACUCCGCCGGUGUUUUGGCAGCUCGCUCUCCGGUGACUUUGAGCCUCUGCCAAACUGUGGCCAAGCCACUGGUGCAUUCGGUGACCAAGAAUCUCUAUGAAAGUGCGCACAGGUGGAUGGAGAGUACUGCGCUGGGUGAUACUGGCUGGAUGGACUUUGGUGAACAUUGGUGUCCAGCGGGGCUCAUGAGCGCCCUGAGCGUCUGUGCCGCGGUGCAUGCUCACGUGGCCAGGGCCGGUGCGGAAGACGAAGCGGAGCCGGAGAAGAACAUCGACUGGGGAACGGCCUUGGGAUAUUGGCCCGAGCCACAGUGGGAACGGGGAGCACGGGGCUGA